UUUGUUCACCAUUUCUCUCGGAAACAAACACUAAUUCCCCCUCUUGGUUCAAAGAGAAAAAUAAAACAAUUUGGUUUCAAUUACUAAAUUAUGGGUUCUUUAAUAGGACAUGUAGUACCAGGAUUUGCCUUCUUGUUACUUGGCUUGUGGCAUCUUUUUAACCACAUCAAGCUCCAUUCCCUCCACCCCAAAUCCUACAAAUCAACCACAUGGUUUCCCUCUCCAAAAAUAAAAUACCUAGAGCUCUUCUUCAUCAUGCUAGGAAGCUCAAUCUCCAUUGCCAUGGAACUCGUCAUAGGUCCAAGAAAACACCAUCCCUUCGACUCCGAUGGAACCAUUCCUUCAAACCAUCUUCACAACUUUGAACAUGCAACAAUAUCACUCACUUUCUUCACCUAUGCAGCUUUCACCAUUCUUCUAGACAGAAAUUGCUGCAAAUCUCAACAUGCCCUAGCACAUUUCCUUGGAGCCAUCGCCUUCACCGAAGAAUUUCUUCUAUUUCAUCUUCAUUCAACCGAUCACAUGGGCCUUGAAGGCCAUUACCAUUUUCUUUUACAACUCAUCAUCCUUGUUUCUUUAACCACAACCAUAUUGGGAAUUUGCCUCCCCAAAAGCUUCAUGGUGAGUUUUGUUAGGUCAGCUAGUAUCUUUUUCCAAGGAGUUUGGCUUAUUAUGAUUGGCUUGAUGCUUUGGAAUCCUAAAUACAUACCAAAAGGCUGCUUUUUACACUAUGAGGAAGGUCACCAAGUCGUUAGAUGCCACAAAGAGGAGGCUUUACACAGAGCUAAGUCGCUUGUAAACAUUGAAUUCAGCUGGGUUUUAGUUGGAAUCACAAUUUUUUUAGUCUUUUUAUACGUAGUUUUAGAAAAACAUUAUGGUGAACAGGUUGAAUACGGAAAAGUGAGUGGAAAAGAUGAAUAUUCUGAUGAUUAAUACGAGCCACAAGAGGAAGCAAAAGCUGGUAUUACAAAGAGUUUUAUUGGUUUUGCAUCAAUUGACAUUGAAAGAUAGAGAAUUGGUGAAAUCCCAUAUGCCACUUUAUUUUAUUUUUAUUAUUUUUUUAUAUUGAUAGCUUUUGGUUGCAUUACUCUUUUAGUAUUCAGUAUCUGUAUUGUAUUUGUUUGAUUU
Messenger RNA from Pistacia vera, 1128 nucleotides. Its product is annotated as transmembrane protein 45B-like. The record is from RefSeq and is a predicted model, not a curated record. Lineage: Eukaryota; Viridiplantae; Streptophyta; Magnoliopsida; Sapindales; Anacardiaceae. The transcript has a single exon. Bases 91 to 933 code for a protein of 280 amino acids.